AAUUGUUUGCGUUUUGUGUAUUUUUCUUAAUAAUAAAAUGGUUGGAUCCAAUUUUGGCAUAAUCUACGGACUUACGGGCCCUUCAAACCAAGGUGCACCUGGGCAGGGAGGAGCAGGCAUGUCUGCUGGUGGAGGAGCCGCAGAACGCGACCGCCUCUCAACCGCAGCCCAUCUGAGCGACUUUAUGUUGCAGCUGGAAGACUACACUCCGUUGAUUCCCGAUGCCGUGGCAGCGCACUACCUGAAUUCAAGUGGAUUCCACGCGGACGACAAACGCAUUGUACGUCUCAUUAGCAUUGCAGCCCAGAAAUACAUGUCGGAGAUUGUGGACGAUGCUCUGCAGAACUCCAAAGCGCGUACGCACAUGCAAACCACCAACACCCCUGGUGGAUCCAAGGCCAAGGAUCGCAAAUUUACAUUGACCAUGGAAGAUCUGCAGCCAGCACUGGCCGACUACGGCAUCAAUGUGCGCAAAAUGGACUACAGCCAGUGAUAAAUUCACUCAAACUUUGUUUUAGUUUUAGUCAAAUGUCGAAGAACAGAUUCUUCUUUAAUUAAUAAUAUCCACACGCUAACAUCUAAUUUGUUAAUACUAAAA
Drosophila subobscura is the source of this 598-nucleotide messenger RNA. It is a transcript of the gene Taf10b, whose product is annotated as transcription initiation factor TFIID subunit 10b. The coding region runs from base 38 to 493 and encodes 151 amino acids. Gene Ontology annotation, molecular function: promoter-specific chromatin binding; RNA polymerase II general transcription initiation factor activity. Gene Ontology annotation, biological process: transcription initiation at RNA polymerase II promoter. The record is from RefSeq and is a predicted model, not a curated record. Lineage: Eukaryota; Metazoa; Arthropoda; Insecta; Diptera; Drosophilidae. The transcript is spliced from 2 exons. Gene Ontology annotation, cellular component: nucleus; transcription factor TFIID complex; SAGA complex.